CAAUAAGUUCAUUGGAGUUGUACCAAGAGAGCUAGCCAACUUAACAGAACUAAGAAUAUUAUAUCUUGGAAAUAUGCUUUUGGAAGGAGAGAUACCAGCGGAGCUAGGUAAUCUUAAGAAACUACAGGCGCUGGGAUUAUCCCAGAAUGAGUUUACUGGUUCUGUCCCCGCAAACAUUUUCAACAUGUCAGCACUACAGGCCCUACAACUUUCACAAAACAAGCUUUCAGGUACUCUGCCUUCCGAUUUAGGUCGUGGAAUCCCCAACAUAGAAGAAUUUGUUUGUGGAAGUAAUAAUCUGAGUGGUUUUAUCUCUGCUUCAAUCUCAAAUUCUUCAAGACUCAGAGGUCUUGAUCUCGCAGAUAACAGUUUCACAGGUCCAAUUCCUGAAUCACUUGGUAACUUAGAGUACCUUGAGAUGCUUACCUUUGAGAAGAAUAAUUUUUUUGGUGAUUCAGCAUUGAGCUUCCUUACAUCUUUAACAAAAUGUAGGAAACUAAAAUCUCUCUGGUUUGCUGACAAUCCGUUGGAUGGUGUUUUUCCAUCAUCUGUUGGAAAUUUCUCCAAUUCUCUACAAAUUUUUGUAGGACGGGGUUGUAAACUGAAGGGUGUCAUUCCUGAAGAAAUUGGUAAUCUUACAAGAGUUAUAAAGAUGAGUCUGUCUAACAAUGAGUUGACUGGACAUAUCCCGAAUACUAUCCAAGGCAUGCUGAAUCUUCAAGAACUUUACCUACGAAAUAACAAGUUAGAAGGAACCAUACCAGAUGUUAUAUGCAAUUUAAAGAAUCUUGGUGCAUUACACUUGUCAAGAAAUGUAUUUUCUGGUUCCGUGCCACCAUGCUUAGGAAAAGUCACCAGUUUGAGGUAUCUUUAUCUAGCUUACAACAGCUUGAAUUCAAGUUUACCUGAAAACUUGGGGGGCCUUCAUGAUCUCAUCGAAUUCGAUAUCUCAUCCAAUCUAUUGAGUGGGAAUAUUCCCGUGGAGAUUGGAAAUAUAAAGGCUCUAACACUCAUUGAUCUGUCAAACAAUAAAUUUUCUGGUAAGAUUCCUAGCACUCUAGGGGGUCUCGAUAAAUUGAUUAAACUUUCUCUUGCACAUAAUAGAUUAGAUGGGCCUAUUCCAGAAUCAUUUGGUAAAAUGCUGGCCUUAAAUUUCUUGGAUUUGUGUUAUAAUAAUCUUAAUGGUGAAAUUCCAAAGUCAUUAGAAGCUCUUGUGUAUCUCAAAUAUCUGAACAUCUCAUUCAAUAAACUCAGUGGAGAGAUUCCCACGGGUGGUCCUUUCGCAGAUGCCACAUAUCAAUCUUUCUUGUUCAAUGAUGCACUCUGUGGUGAUUCUAAAUUUCAUGUGCCACCAUGCAUCAUCAAAUCUCACAAGAGGAAAAAGGCAAUCUUCGUUUGUUACGUCCUUUUUGGGGUGGGUCUGCUAUUUCUUGCAUUAGCCCUCAGAUAUGUAUUUUUAAGAUUGAGAAAACCAAAUAAGAAUGCAGCUCAAGCAGAUGUGUCUUUGGUAAAAGGGCAUGAAAGAAUUUCCUAUUAUGAACUUGAACAAGCAACAGAAGGAUUCAAUGAAAGCAGCUUGCUUGGUAAUGGGAGUUUCAGCACGGUCUACAAAGGGAUACUUAAAGAUGGUAACCUUUUCGCAGCAAAGGUUUUCAAUGUGCAAUUGGAGGGUGCAUUCAAAAGUUUUGACACAGAAUGUGAGAUACUUCGAAACCUUCGCCACAGAAAUCUGACCAAAGUCAUCACCAGCUGCUCCAACCUUGAUUUCAAGGCCCUAGUAUUGGAGUACUUGCCCAAUGGGACACUUGAUCAAUGGUUAUACUCUCACAACUUGUUCUUGAACUUAUUGGAGAGAUUAGAUAUAAUGAUAGAUGUUGCAUCUGCAAUGGACUAUCUCCACAAUGGCUAUUCAACACGUGUGGUGCAUUGUGACUUGAAGCCAAGCAAUGUCUUGCUAGAUCAAGAAAUGGUUGGCCAUGUCACUGAUUUUGGCAUUGCUAAAUUGUUAGGUGAUGGGGAGACUUUUGUUCAAACAAGGACAAUUGCAACCAUUGGAUAUAUUGCUCCAGAGUAUGGACAAGAUGGAAUAGUAUCCACGGGCUGUGAUGUUUAUAGUUUUGGCAUCCUGAUGAUGGAGACAUUUACAAGAAUGAGACCAAGUGAUGAAAUAUUCAAUGGAGACUUGAGCUUACGACGUUGGGUUAGUGAUUCUUUUCCAAGUGGAAUUCAUAAGGUGGUGGAUUCUAAUUUGGUACAGUCACGAGAUGAACAAACCAACUCAAAGAUGCAAUGUUUGUUAUCUAUCAUGGAAUUAGCUUUGAGCUGUACUUUAGUGACACCAGAUGCAAGAAUUAGCAUGGAAGAUGCUCUUUCAACACUUAAAAGGAUUAAGCUCCAACUUCUCCACUAGUUGGAAUUGAACCAUUGGCUCUCGGAUGCUGCUUGAUUCCC
This is a messenger RNA of Nicotiana tabacum (common tobacco), 2451 nucleotides long. The record is from RefSeq and is a predicted model, not a curated record. Lineage: Eukaryota; Viridiplantae; Streptophyta; Magnoliopsida; Solanales; Solanaceae.